UUGUCGAAAUGCAGUCAAAUUCCACGACGCGAGCUAUUCUUCUGCAUCUUCUUUUUCUUCUUGGAAGUGUUUAUGCCACUGACAAUGAGAAGAAACGAUACGAUGGUUAUAGACUGUACAAAGUUUUUGUAUCAGAUACUACGGGUUUAGAGCUAUUAAGGAACAUGUAUGACGAUGAUGGCUACCAUUUAUGGCAUCCACCGAGGAUCAACAACACCGCAGAAGUGAUGAUCGCUCCGGCAAAGAUCCAAGAAUUCAUGGAAAAAGUGAACACGUCGAAGCUUGAACCAGAAUUGAUGAUGGACGACGUGCAAAGGUAUAUCGACGAUGAGAAUCCUCGUGGCAAUGUAAGAGGUGGUUUCGACUGGCUCGGUUAUCACCGAUUGGAUUCUAUUUAUAGCUGGCUAGAUUCCCUCGUAACGCAGUAUCCUAAGAUAGUGAAACCAAUAACCGGCGGAAGUAGCUACGAAGGCAGGAGUAUCAGAGGCGUAAAGAUUUCCUAUAAGGAAGGAAAUCCUGGUAUAUUUAUCGAAGGCGGAAUACACGCCAGAGAAUGGAUAUCACCCGCUGUUGUCACCUACAUCCUGAACGAAUUGAUCCUUAGCGAUGACUCUCGUGUCAGAUAUAUGGCGGAGUCGUACGAUUGGUAUAUUUUCCCUGUAUUCAAUCCUGAUGGCUACGAGUACACUCAUACUAUGAAUCGUCUAUGGCGGAAGACCAGAAGACCUUCUGGAAGGGGUUGUUACGGAGCUGAUCCAAACAGAAACUGGAAUUUCCAUUGGGCAGAGGGUGGUACCAGCCGAAAUCCAUGCAGCGAUAUAUACCCUGGUGAAAAAGCAUUCUCUGAAAUAGAAACGAGAUCCAUGUCACGAUAUAUCGACAGUAUCCACGACAAAAUAUUCUCCUACGUAGCGUUCCACAGUUACAGUCAAUUGUUGCUCAUUCCUUACGGACAUACUAGGAAGAGGAUCAGCAACUACAACGAUCUCUUCCAAAUAGGAAAUUAUUCCAUAAAUGCUUUGUUGAAGAGACAUGGAACGCGAUACAAAGUUGGCAAUAUCGUCGACAUUAUAUACGUUGCAUCGGGAGGUUCGAUGGAUUGGGUGCGGGGCACCUAUAACAUUCCCGUUACAUACACUUACGAACUUCGAGACACAGGAAGAUACGGCUUUAUUCUGCCAGCAAGUCAAAUUAUACCGACUGCAGAGGAAACCUUAGAUUCUUUGGUCGUUAUGUUCCAACAGGCUGCAAAACUUGGCUAUGGCACAUCCGCGAAUAAUAGCACGUAGCGCUGAAUUCCUACGAUUCCGUGAUCAUUCAAUGAAAUCCUUUUUGUACAACGUUUCAUUCUGUGAAAUAACAAACUGCUGUUUAAUAUUGUGCAACGCCAAGGUUACUUAAUUUUAGCUACAAAUCGCACAUACGUAAAGGACCGUAGAAAAAUAAAAUAUAUCAAAUAGACUGUAAAAUUUUCGUUGUUAAAUAGUAAUAAAAGAAAUAAAUAAUUUUGUAUUAGUUCCCGAGCGGAAAAGACGGCCGUAGAAACCAUAUAUCAAUAAAACUUUGAUUGAUUAUAAA
Messenger RNA from Bombus pyrosoma, 1578 nucleotides. Its product is annotated as zinc carboxypeptidase-like. NCBI's taxonomy places the organism in Eukaryota, Metazoa, Arthropoda, Insecta, Hymenoptera, Apidae. Gene Ontology annotation, biological process: proteolysis. The record is from RefSeq and is a predicted model, not a curated record. Gene Ontology annotation, molecular function: zinc ion binding; metallocarboxypeptidase activity. The transcript is spliced from 5 exons. The coding region runs from base 9 to 1289 and encodes 426 amino acids.